Messenger RNA from Talaromyces stipitatus ATCC 10500, 1161 nucleotides. RefSeq names its product endochitinase precursor, putative. The record is from RefSeq and is a predicted model, not a curated record. Lineage: Eukaryota; Fungi; Ascomycota; Eurotiomycetes; Eurotiales; Trichocomaceae. The transcript is spliced from 2 exons. Gene Ontology annotation, molecular function: chitinase activity. Gene Ontology annotation, biological process: carbohydrate metabolic process. Gene Ontology annotation, cellular component: extracellular region. The coding region runs from base 1 to 1161 and encodes 386 amino acids.
AUGCAAAUCUCAACUGUUCUUAUCAAUUUUGCCCUUAUGGCCAGCUCCACUAUGGGUGCUUCUCACAGACUACAGGUACGUGGCCCUGGUGGUGAAGUUGUUGUUUAUUGGGGGCAGAACGCGGCCGCAGCAAGUGAAAACAACGAUCUUUCGAAUUAUUGCACUGCGGGCUCCGGUAUCAAUAUUGUUGUGCUUUCUUUCCUCUACGAGUACGGAAACGGUAUUACAAUCCCUUCAGGUGUUAUUGGCAAUGAUUGCUCUAUUAGUACUUCUGGUGAGGGCACCAACUGUGACGCUCUCGCUAAACAGAUUGCAACUUGCCAAUCAAAUGGUGUCAAGGUUAUCCUUUCGCUUGGUGGUGCUGUUGGUGCCUACUCCCUCACGUCUCAGGCCGAAGCAGAAACAAUCGGCCAAAAUCUCUGGGAUGCCUAUGGAAAGACCUCUGGAGGAAGUGUGCCACGACCAUUCGGAGCUACGUUCGUCAAUGGUUGGGACUUUGAUAUUGAAGCCAAUUGCGGCAAUCAGUACUACCAGUAUAUGAUUGCUAAGCUCCGCUCCAACUUUGUAUCAGAUCCGAGCAAUACUUACUAUAUUACUGGUGCCCCCCAAUGCCCCAUCCCGGAGCCUAAUAUGGGAGAAAUUAUUCGGGCCGCUCAAUUUGAUUAUCUCUGGGUGCAGUUUUAUAACAAUGGAUACUGCUCGUACCCUAACACCCUCAACUACAAGGACUGGGUUUCAUACGUCUCUGGCACUCCUUCUGCUAAUGCUAAAAUCUUCAUCGGUGUCCCUGCCUCUGAGCUUGGCUCCACUGGCACCGAGACCGGGGCCGCCUACUACCAGUGUCCAAGUGCCCUCGCAAGUACCGUGUCAUCCUUCCACGACAGCUCAAAGUGGGGUGGUAUUAUGAUGUGGAACGCUGCUUUCUCUGAUAAAAAUGUGAUUGAUGGGUGCAACUACGCUCAACAGGCACAGAGUAUCUUGACCACUGGCUCUCCUUUGGUCUCCAUGCCGGUGGACUACCUUCACAUGAGAAGGAACGAGGGAAUUGCAUGGGAUGCAGCAUUCGCUGAAGGUCACGCAAAAUAUCACCUGUCGCGGAUCUAUAUUCUAUUUGACAUUCAUCAGUUUCCCCUUAUUAUUGGUCAAAUGCUCUGCUUCUGA